Plasmodium coatneyi is the source of this 243-nucleotide messenger RNA. RefSeq names its product Ribosome biogenesis protein Nop10. The annotation marks the transcript as partial. Gene Ontology annotation, molecular function: telomerase RNA binding; box H/ACA snoRNA binding. Gene Ontology annotation, cellular component: box H/ACA snoRNP complex; box H/ACA telomerase RNP complex. Lineage: Eukaryota; Apicomplexa; Aconoidasida; Haemosporida; Plasmodiidae. The transcript is spliced from 2 exons. Gene Ontology annotation, biological process: positive regulation of telomerase RNA localization to Cajal body; rRNA pseudouridine synthesis; ribosome biogenesis. The record is from RefSeq and is a predicted model, not a curated record.
AGUUCCCACAACAUAUUUGAGUGCAGCGGCUUGAGUAUUUUUAUCCCAAUAGAGUCACAUGACUGGUCGAAGAAAAUGUAUAUGCUAAGGUAUUAUUUGGACGCCAAUGGGAAGAGGGUAUACACGGUGAAGCCCGUGGUCGAUGGGAAGGUGACCUUCUCGGCCCACCCCUGCCGAUUCUCGCCGGACGACAAGUUCUCCUCCCAAAGGGUAGCCCUCAAGAAGAGAUUCAACCUGUUGUAA